AUGUGGCGCCCGACUUUCACAAUUUUAAGAAAAGUGGUUUUCCCUUCAUUGAAGGACAAUAUAAGGCUCUCGAAGAUAUUUUAUACCACUAAAAGUCGGCUGCCGAGGUCUACAGCAAAGUUAACCCUAGUCAGUGCUGGUGUUGGUGUACUCAUUGGGGCUGGUUAUGGAGGUUAUACACAUUAUAAAUUAAACUCCAAGAAGAAUGUAGCGCUCACCGAAACUGAAGAAUACGCUUUUUUUCAAGAAGCCCCAAAAUAUCAGGCGCACUAUAAAAUAAUUAAUGAAACUGAUACAACUAACUUGCAAUUAGUUUUAUUCCAAUAUCAAACAUGUCCAUUCUGUUGCAAAGUACGCGCAUAUCUUGAUUCAAAAGGCAUCAGCUAUGAAAUUGUUGAAGUAGAUGCAGUUCUUCGACAAGCUAUAAACUGGUCUGAUUAUAAGAAAGUACCUAUAUUGCUUGCAAAAGUUGAUGGAGGUUACCAGCAACUAUUUGACAGUACGGCAAUAAUAUCCAUGCUCGAAACCUUUUUACGCGAUAAAACCUUGCAGUUACACGAGAUAAUAAAAUUUUAUCCUAUAACAAAAUAUAUCAAUGAAGAUGGCAAAAACACAACAGACAUUACUAAUAAAUAUUUUAUUAUGCAUAAUUCUACCAAUGUCCAUGAGAAAGAAAAAAGAGCUGAGAAUGAGGAGCGUGAAUGGCGACAAUGGGCGGAUCGAGUUUUAGUCCAUACCCUGUCACCCAAUGUGUACCGCACUGCUGGUGAAGCCCUGGAAACUUUUAAGUGGUUUGAGGAAGUAGGCGGUUGGAGGCAGUCCUUCCCAAGCUGGGAGUGUAUCUUGAUGGUAUACGGCGGAGCCGCUGCUAUGUGGAUGAUAGCCAAAAGACUUAAGGCCAGGCAUAAUAUAAAGGAUGAUGUCAGACAAUCAUUGUAUGAUGCAGCUUGUACCUGGAUGGAUGCUGUGAAAAAGAAAGGUACACGUUUCUUAGGCGGGGAACAGCCUAAUCUAGCUGAUGUUACUGUAUAUGGUGUAUUGAGCAGUAUAGAGGGUUGCCAAGCUUUCAAGGACCUCAGAAAGAACACUGAUAUUGGAUUAUGGUACGACGAGAUGAGGAAAAACAUGGAAAGUAAGAGAGGUAGAGCUCUGGCCAUUAAUGCUUAA
Molecule: messenger RNA, 1167 nt
Organism: Parnassius mnemosyne (clouded apollo)
Lineage: Eukaryota; Metazoa; Arthropoda; Insecta; Lepidoptera; Papilionidae
Source: the annotation of a GenBank genome assembly